Messenger RNA from Budorcas taxicolor (takin), 444 nucleotides. RefSeq names its product cilia and flagella associated protein 90 (gene CFAP90). The coding region runs from base 1 to 444 and encodes 147 amino acids. NCBI's taxonomy places the organism in Eukaryota, Metazoa, Chordata, Mammalia, Artiodactyla, Bovidae. The transcript has 3 exons. The record is from RefSeq and is a predicted model, not a curated record.
AUGGAGGACGACGAGGAGGAGAUCACCGCCGCCGCGCUGCGGGGCAAGCCCCGGCCGCUGCCCAUCUCGGCGCUGUCCGCCUUCAGCUACGUCCCUCCCCGGCGCCAGGACCCCAAGGAGCACAGCUACUACUACCGCCAGGGCUGGACUGGAAUCAUUUCUCUGUAUGACUGUGUUUUUAAGAGGGAUCCAGGUUAUAAUCAGAAGUUACACCGAGAUGACAGAGAACACGCCAAAAGCCUGGGACUCCACAUUAAUGAAGAGGAGCGCGAGCGGCCGGUGGGGGUGCUGUCGUCUUCGGUCUAUGGGCGGCGCAUCCACCAGCCCGUGGAGCCUCUGAACCGCGACCACGGCCGCGCGGGCCACGUGAAGGCCGACUUCUACCGGAAGAACGACAUCACCAGUAUCAAGGCGCCCGGCUUCGGGCACAUCUCUCCCGCCUGA